AUGAUUCGUUACAGCGCCAUCUUGGUCUCGGUACAGGGGCGGCCCGGAUUAUCCCGCCCGGCCCACCAAUCCGAGCCACGCCGAUGGCAGCUUGGGUCAGCAGCUAUCAACGGUACGACCAGCUUCGUACCACCUACGAGCUUCAUACCACCUACGACAAACUUCGUACCGCCUAAACUUCGCACCACCUACGACAAAGUUCGCACCACCUACGACAAAACUUCCUACUACCACCCACGACGCUCAACGCUCCGUCCCAUCCAUGUCUACGUAAUAGUAGCUUGCGAGCAUCUUGCAUCCUGCACCUCAACUAGACCGCCUGGCAACGUCGGAGCGAGACAUCCAUCGACCAUGGGCCGUGACAAGGAAAAGCCCACGUCGACGCCCCAGCUCGUCUACUCCUCCUCGCCGGCCGCACAAGCAGCCGCUCCCGACGUGCGGAUCCUUCACUACAACGACGUCUAUCAUGUCGACCACGCCAGCGCCGAGCCCGUCGGCGGCAUCGCCCGCUUCAUGACCGUCGUCAAGGAGUACCAGGAAGGCGGUCGCUUUGCCGGCCAGCCAAAGGCCUUGACCCUCUUCUCCGGCGACGCCUUCAACCCGAGCCUCGAGAGCAGCGUCACCAAGGGCCGCCACAUGGUCCCCGUUCUCAACGCCAUCGGCACCGACUGCGCCUGCGUCGGGAACCAUGAUCUCGACUUUGGCGUCAAGCAGUUCGGCCAUCUCGCCCAGCAGUGCUCCUUCCCCUGGCUCCUCGCCAACGUCCUCGAUCCCGCCCUCGGCGAGGACGUGCCCCUCGGCAACGCCAAGCGGACGCACAUGCUGACCACGUCCAACGGCGUCCGCGUCGGCCUCAUCGGGCUCGGCGAACGCGAGUGGCUCGAAACCAUCAACAGCCUGCCGCCGAACCUCAUCUACAAGUCGGCCACCGCCACCGCCGCCGAGCUCGUUCCCAAGUUGCGCGAGCAGGGUGCCGAGAUUGUCAUCUGCCUCAGCCACAUGCGCGAGCCCAACGACGACAAGCUCGCGCGGCAGACGAACGGCAUCAUGGACGUCAUCCUCGGCGGCCACGACCACUACUACAGCCACAGCUUCAUCAACGGCACCCACGUCCUCCGCUCCGGCUCCGACUUCAAGCAGCUGAGCUACCUCGAGGCCCGUCGCCGGCCCGAGGACCCGACGCGCUGGCAUUUCGACAUCUGGCGCCGCGACGUCACCUCGGACGUGCCGGAGCACGCGCCGGCCCUGCGCCUCGUCGACGAGCUCACGUCGAAGCUGCAAAAGUCGCUGUCGCGCCCCAUCGGUUGGACGGCCACGCCCCUCGAUGCCCGCUUCAGCACCGUCCGCAUCCAGGAAUCCAACGUCGGCAACUUUGUCUGCGACGUGAUGCGCCAGUACCACAAGGCCGACUGCACCAUCAUGGCCGCCGGCACCAUCCGCGGCGACCAGAUCUACCCUCCGGGCGCCGUUCGCGUCAAGGACAUCACCAGCUGCUUCCCCUUCGAGGACCCCGUCGUGCUGCUGAGGGCCACGGGGCAGGCCAUCCGGGAUGCCAUCGAGAACGGCGUGUCGCUGUACCCGGCCCUCGAAGGCAGGUUUCCUCAGGUGUCCAACAUUCGCUUCGAGUUCGAUCCGAGGAGGCCGAGCGGGAAGCGGGUCUUGUCCUUGUCCAUCGGCGGCAAGCCGUACGAGGCCGAGAGAAAGUAUCUCCUGGCGACGAGGGGGUACAUGGGCCGCGGAAAGGACGGCUUCACGAGUUUGCUGGUGAAAUCCGCCGGCGGCGAAGUGGAGGAGCUCGUCGACGAGGAGAACGGAAUCCUCAUCUCGGCCAUGCUGCGGCAGUACUUCAUGGCCCUGCGGACGCUCGGCCAGUGGAAGAAAAUUUCGGCCCACUGGGUCGGCGUCGCCGAGGAAGCCGACGUUCCCCUGUCCCCGACGGCGGGACGCGACGGCGACGAGGCUGGCGACGAGAAAAGCCGCACGCUCGGCCUGCAUAAGCCCCCGCGAAGCCCGCACGAAGCCAGCGGGGCCACAUGGCGCGGCUUCCUGCGACAGCGGUUGGGCUUUGGCAAGAAGCCGCUGAACGAGAACGACGACGAUGACGACGACGAUGACGACGACGACCGCCUUGACCCGCAAAAGGACGCCGGCGCCGUCAGCGAGGACCGAAUGGACGUCGAGGUGCUGCUGAUGAGGAAGUUUUGGUCGCGCUGGGCGCGCAAGGCGGGCGUCAAGUCGUGCGUCUGUGAUCCGCUCAAGGAGGGCGAGUGCACGGUCGACUGGACGAGGGUCAUUGCGCCUUGCCUGGAGGGGAGAAUCAAAAUGGUGGCAUCAUAG
Molecule: messenger RNA, 2337 nt
Organism: Drechmeria coniospora
Lineage: Eukaryota; Fungi; Ascomycota; Sordariomycetes; Hypocreales; Ophiocordycipitaceae
Product: 5'-nucleotidase
Exons: 4
Coding region: 1-2337 (778 amino acids)
Biological process (GO): nucleotide catabolic process
Molecular function (GO): hydrolase activity
Source: RefSeq, a predicted model, not a curated record